This is a messenger RNA of Trichophyton benhamiae CBS 112371, 3984 nucleotides long. RefSeq lists its product as uncharacterized. The record is from RefSeq and is a predicted model, not a curated record. Gene Ontology annotation, biological process: mitochondrial glycyl-tRNA aminoacylation. Gene Ontology annotation, molecular function: protein binding; glycine-tRNA ligase activity; ATP binding. Gene Ontology annotation, cellular component: mitochondrion; cytoplasm. The transcript has 4 exons. NCBI's taxonomy places the organism in Eukaryota, Fungi, Ascomycota, Eurotiomycetes, Onygenales, Arthrodermataceae. Bases 1 to 3984 code for a protein of 1327 amino acids.
AUGGCCACCACCAAGUCCGGCCAGCCCUUCGACCGCGCCGUCUGCGAGAGCCUGCUGCGAAGACGCCUGUUCUACACCCCUUCGUUCGAGAUCUAUGGCGGGGUAUCUGGUCUCUAUGACUACGGCCCGCCGGGCUGCGCUCUGCAGGCGAACGUCGUCGACCUGUGGAGGAAGCACUUCGUCCUGGAGGAGGACAUGCUGGAGGUAGACACCUCGAUGCUCACCCCGCAUGAAGUGCUCAAGACCAGCGGACAUGUCGACAAGUUCGCCGACUGGAUGUGCAAGGACCCCAAGACCGGAGAGAUCUUCCGCGCAGACCAUCUGGUGGAGGAAGUCCUGGAGUCGCGGCUGAAGGGCGACAAGGAGGCUCGCGGCCAGAAAGUAGUGGUCGACGAGGAGAAGGACGCAAAGCGGAAGAAGAAGGUCAAGGAGACCAAGGUUGUCAAGCUGGACGACGCCGUCGUGGCCGAGUACGAAGAAGUGCUGGCUCAGAUUGACAACUACGAUGGCCCAGAGCUCGGUGCUCUCAUCGUCAAGUACGAUAUCAAGAACCCUACCACCAAUGGCGAGCUGCUGCCCCCAGUCUCGUUCAAUCUCAUGUUCCAGACGGCCAUUGGCCCCAGCAGCAAUCUUCCCGGCUAUCUUCGACCUGAGACCGCCCAGGGACAGUUCCUUAACUUCCAGAAGCUCCUCGAGUUCAACCAGCAGUCUAUGCCCUUUGCGUCUGCCUGCAUUGGCAAGUCCUUCCGCAACGAAAUAUCCCCGCGAUCUGGCCUCUUGCGUGUGCGUGAAUUCUUGAUGGCGGAGAUUGAACAUUUCGUCGACCCUGAAGGCGGGAAGAAACACCCUCGCUUCCAUGAAGUGCAGGACGUGGAGCUGGAAUUCUUGAACCGGGAAGUUCAACUCUCCGGCAGCACGGCUACAACUAGAAUGAGCAUCGGAAAGGCUGUCUCUACCGGUCUAGUGGACAACGAGACCUUGGGCUACUUCCUUGCCCGUAUCUACUUGUUCCUUAAGAAGAUCGGUAUCGAUGAGUCCAAGAUCCGACUGCGUCAGCACAUGCAGAAUGAAAUGGCUCAUUACGCAACCGACUGCUGGGAUGCCGAGUUGUUCACCAGCUACGGCUGGAUCGAGUGUGUUGGCUGUGCUGACCGAAGUGCCUACGAUUUGAGUGUUCAUAAAAAGAAGACUGGUGCACCACUCGUUGUCAGACAGACCAGAGCCGAGCCCCUUCGAAUUGAGGAGUGGCAGGUCGACAUUGACAAGAAGAAGUUUGGACCUCGCUUCAAGAAGGAUAGCAAGACUGUCGAAAACGCAAUUGAGGCCUUGACUCAGGAUAUGCGAGAGAAACUUUCACUAGACCUUGAAAAGAAUGGCAAGAUAGAGAUUGAGGUAGACGGAGUUGGUGAGGGCAAAGUUGAGAUUGGCAAGGACCUUGUUCAGAUCGAGAAGCGGAUGAGAGUAGAAAAUGUCCGCGAAUACACUCCCAACGUUAUCGAACCGUCGUUCGGAAUUGGUAGAAUCCUUUACUGUUUGAUGGAGCAUGCUUACUGGUCUAGACCAGAUGAUGAGGCUCGUGGUGUCCUUUCUUUCCCACCUGCAGUGGCCCCUACUAAGGUCCUGCUGGUCCCUCUCUCCACUCAUGCAUCUUUCCAGCCACUUAUCCAACGCCUAACUCUCAAGCUGCGUCGUCUCGGUGUCUCCAACCGUGUGGACGACUCGUCCGCGAGUAUCGGUAAACGGUACUCGAGAAACGACGAGCUCGGAACUCCCUUCGGUAUCACCGCCGAUUUCCAGUCCGUGAAGGACAACACCUUCACUCUCCGUGACCGAGACACCACAAAACAGGUCCGCGCCAGUGAAGAUGAAAUAUGUAACGCCGUCAAGAGCCUGGUCGACGGCGAAGAGACCUGGGAGGAUGUCUUGAAGCGGCUGCCGGAGUUUACCGGCCAGGAAGUCGAGCCUGUCCCCCAAGGAGAUCAAAACAACUCCUUUAAUUUAUUCUCCAGGCACGAAGAUGCAGGAUUGAACAUCGAACGACCAAGUUCUGCGCUCUGGCAUGGUAUAAUGGCACCGAAGAUAUCUUCGUCCAAGAUAACGCUUUCAUGCCCGCUUUUUGCGGCUGAUUUCGACCCUCACAACCAUGGCUUUCUGCUGGUAGGAGGGGGCGGUGGUGAAGGACGCAGUGGCGUUGGCAACAAGAUUUCCCUUCUCGAUACGUCUCGGCGCGACGCUAUAUCGGAGGUAGUCGACAUCGAGCUCUCCCGGGAUGAAGAUUCGGUCACAUCUCUAGGUAUUUUACAAUGCAGCGAUCAAGACGUCGUGGCGCUGGCCGGAAUAAACAGCUCGCAGGCGGAACAAAAACGAGACAACAAUAAACACCUACGCUCCUUCGAAAUCACAUACCCUCCAAGACGAAAGGCUAUUACAGAUUUAAAGAACGGGGACUACGGUGGCGAUGAUGGAGCGCAAGUCAAUGUUGGCGAGCCGAAGACAAGAGCUCUAUCUCAGGUCUCGUUAUUCAGGAAACAAGAAUCAAAAUCGACCGAGGGAGAAGCAUAUCAGCGCAUAUUACGACUUUCUCCCUGGAAAGGCGAAGACGCAAAGCGCAUUGGUGCAAUCGCAACUGGCCUUGCUCCCCGAGGAGAACUUGUGUUCUUUGAAGCGGACGCACAAUCUGUAUCCGCACCAAAUGUUUUAGGACGUAUCAUACUGGGACCACAAGAAGAGGUGGAGGACGUGGAUAUCAUAGACACAAGCGAGGACGGGACCUUCAAGUUCGCAUAUACGGAUGGAAAGGAGGUCUACCUUGCGAAUAUAUCGAUGUCCUCGAAAUCCAACUUGCAUGUAAACUCUAUAUAUAAGGUCGGCAGAGGACCGAAAAGCAGCAAAAUCAGAGCUUUGCGCUUUAUCUCUCCAAACACCCUUCUCCUGCUGCAGAACUACCCUGGCCGCACCGGAUGCGAGCUAGUGGUUAUAUCACUCUCCGCUCAAAUGUCUAAAUGGAUGGUUUCCCGGAGACGAGGUCUCCAUAGGUCGAUGAAGAUUGGUCUAGGCUUGGAUGUUUGUCGACUAUCCGAGUCGUCUUCUGGAGAAAGGCAGUGCAUCAUUGCCGUAUCAGGCAGUGAUAUGUCAAUCGAAGUUCUGACACUCGAAUCUGCUUCCAAGGGCCAAAUUGGAAAACUACAACACUAUACCACUUUCACAGAUGUCCACCCGUUUUCAAUGACAAGAAUAGCGUUCUCGACCUUUAUUUCUCCAGCUUUACCUGUCACCUCGGAUGUACGGCCCCAGUUUGUAAAGCUGGCUUCUGUCAGUGUGGGGAAUACAGUUAUAGUUCACACCUUCCCCCUAUCUCCAUAUCCUACUACUUCAAAACACCCACGGUACGUUCUGGUGAUGCCCGGCCUCUCGGAACUUGCCAAUACUAUAUUCAGCUCUCUCGUUGCCAUACUUGUUGUCGCGCUGGGUGCUUUCUUCCUGCAAGCCUUCACGGAGAUCCGAGGCGGUGUUCCCCCUACUCUAGGAGCUACGAACUGGCUUAGUCCGCGUCUCCGGGAAAUGCUUGCACGACCAUACAUGUUCGAAAACGGCCACCCAAAUGCUCAAACGACUAUCCCAUCAUUAAAAGACAUCCCUCAAGUCAAGACAUCCCAACCGCUCCGAGACUUGGUAUCUUCACUCUCACAGGCUCAGAAGGGCGACUCCUCGCCUACUUCCGACCAGCCGCCGGAAGCCAUCGUUGUCCAUGACCUUGGUACCGAGAUAUCAGCCAAGUCCACUGUUCUGUCAGACGAUGGGGAAAAGCACGGAGUAGACCACUCAAAGACCAAGAAGUGGGAAGAUCUGACUGAUGAACAGCGCAAGAUAUGGAAGAAAAAGCUGGCUGAUGCGGGCCACUGGGCAUUGGACGAAGGCGAAGUGCUACUCCGUGGCGUGCUGUUUGGCGAAUUGGCUGGAUUUGUUGGUCAGAUUAUGGCUUAA